AUGUUUUUGAAUCGGCGCAGAGAACACGCGGCAUCAUCUGAGUUGGCGGCACUCAUGUCGUCGCCCAACCAGCCGCUGGCCCUGCGCCUCAGGGGGCGGCCCCACGGCGAGGACGCCGGGAGCGGAGGGGCGCAGCGCGUGAGCCAAGCGCCAGAGCUCUCUUACUUGCCCAGGCCGAAGACGGGCAUGAGGGUGCAGGAAGAACGGAUGGAAGGAAGGCAGGAAGGAAGGAAGGAAAGAAAGAGGAGGAGGAGGAGAGGAGGAGGGGAGGAGGAGGAGGGGCAGCAGCAGGGCGACUCUUGGAGAUCGCCGGCGAUGCACGGCGCGGCGCGAGCGCCGAGCUCUAGCGCUCUCUCACUUGCCCGGGCCGAAGACGGGCAUGAGAGUGUAGGUCUGGCACUCGAUCUGCGACACGCCCUCGAUCGCCAUGAGGCUCUCGACUACGGCCGCCUCUGGGUAGAACUCGACCGCCGCCCAGUCGUCGAAGCCGUCCAGGCCCAGCUUGCUGACGAUCUUGAAGUCCUUGCAGUCUCCGCACACUAUCCGCUGGACGCUCAGCAGGCCGUGCACUUGUCUCAGCGCGGGGACCACCACGUCGUCGAGCACCUUCUGGCACUCCUGCAGGGACUUCUUGCCGUCCUGGUCGCUCCACUUGCACCGCCACUCGCGUGCGACCUGGUUGUAGGCUAUGUUGUCUGCGAUGUACUCUGAGUUGUGGGCUGUGCUCUUCCAUUCCGCUUCCUGCGUGGCCGCCAUCCACCACACGCCACGCCCCUCACCUGCGCC
Molecule: messenger RNA, 786 nt
Organism: Prorocentrum cordatum
Lineage: Eukaryota; Dinophyceae; Prorocentrales; Prorocentraceae
Source: the annotation of a GenBank genome assembly